AUGCUGAGUCAAAGGAUCCCAGCUUCGGUGGUGAGCUUCAACGCCGCGAUCGGCGCAGCGGCGGAAGGCUUUGCCUGGUGGACCGCUCUAUUUUUGGUCGCCGACCUGCAGCGUUGCGCCUUGCAGCCGACGCUGCCGAGCUUUUGCGCUGCCAUGACCGCCUGCGCGCGAGCCGAGGCUUGGGAAGAAGCUCUGCAGACGUUCCACGCACUCUCAUGGCAUGGCCUGCGGCCGGAUGCUGUGGCGCUGGGGGCCGCAAUUUCAGCCUGCGAUCGGGGCACCCAAUGGCAAGGCGCGCUGCAUUUGUUCGCCGGAGCCAGCACAGUGCUGACCGACGCAAUCGCGGCGACAGCUGCGAUCUCUGCAUGCGCGCAGGCAGACAAGUGGCAGGCAGCGCAGCAGCUGUGGGUGGAGAUGCACCGCGCAGGUGUGCCACCGACAGUGACGACCUGUGAUGCCAUGGCUGCAGCAUACAGUCGCUCUCACCGAUGGCAGCAAGUUCUAGCGCUUCAGGCCGAGAUGCAUGAAGCUAGCUUGCAGCCAAGUCCCGGGAUGCUUGCCAUUCUUGCAAAAGGAUUCGGUGCUUCCUUCCACUGGGCCAAGGCAUUGAAUCUGCUGGCCGAGCGCUGCGAAGCCCCUGUGCGGGGCGCGGUGGCGGCCGAAUGUGCGCGCAGCACCAUGUGGGCUUAUUCGUUGGCCAGCAUGGUGGCCAUGCGACAGAAGCAGGCGCCACUCGACUCCGUCGCGUUUGGCAUCUUGACUGGUGCUUGUGCCAAGUCACAGCAGCUUGCCAGGGCUGUUCCGCUUCUCUCACCCGGUGGCUUGGAGGCAAGCGGCGCCCUGGCCGCCUUCCUUGGCCAAGCCACUCGGGCGCGUGCAUUCGGAUGGCGAUCAGCAGGUGACUUGACAGAGCUGGUGGGCACUUCAGAGUGGCGACAAAGACGAAAGGACGAGGAUCCUGUCGCCAGCGACGAGUCACGGGCCUACCUUGAGGAACCGGCAUAA
Messenger RNA from Symbiodinium natans, 1005 nucleotides. NCBI's taxonomy places the organism in Eukaryota, Dinophyceae, Suessiales, Symbiodiniaceae. The record is from the annotation of a GenBank genome assembly.